AUGUCCGAAAUCAAGCUCCAAAGUUCCGACGGCCGCGACUUUAGCGUCGACGCCAAGGCUGCCAAGAUGUCUGAGACCAUCAAGAACAUGCUCGAGGACCUUGGCGGCGACGAUGACAUGGCCAUCCCCCUGCCCAACGUGACCGGCGCCAUCCUCGAGAAGGUCAUCCAAUACUGCCUGCACCACAAGGACGAUGUUGCCAAGCCCGAGGAGGACGAGACCAAGGCCAAGAAGCAAGAGGACAUUGACUCGUGGGAUGCCGAUUUCUGCCGUGUCGACCAGGGCACCUUGUUCGAGAUGAUUCUUGCUGCCAACUACCUUGACAUCAAGCCUAUGCUUGAUCUGACCUGCAAGACUGUUGCCAACAUGAUCCGAGGCAAGACCCCCGACGAAAUCCGCAAGCUCUUCAACAUCAAGAGCGACUUCUCCCCCGAAGAGGAAGAGCAGGUCAAGAAGGAGAACGACUGGUGCGAGGAAAAGUAGAAAGAGCCGCCACUUUUCUCGAGUUGACUUUUUUCUUUUUCUUAGCUGUUGCGUUUGUUGCUUGUCGGUCGUUGCCCUUUGUUUGAUAGCCGUACCACAUUUAAGUACACUGCGUUAAUUUUCGUAAUUUUCGUCGU
Capsaspora owczarzaki ATCC 30864 is the source of this 620-nucleotide messenger RNA. RefSeq names its product SCF ubiquitin ligase complex. Gene Ontology annotation, molecular function: cullin family protein binding. Gene Ontology annotation, cellular component: nucleus; cytoplasm. The transcript has 3 exons. Bases 1 to 483 code for a protein of 160 amino acids. The record is from RefSeq and is a predicted model, not a curated record. Gene Ontology annotation, biological process: SCF-dependent proteasomal ubiquitin-dependent protein catabolic process. Lineage: Eukaryota; Filasterea; Ministeriida; Capsasporidae.